AUGUUUACCUUUCGCUAUACACUGGCGCUACUCCUCUGCGUGCUCGCAGUACUGGUCCAAGUGAGGGCACAAGAUGUCCCACUCCAGCUGACAGGUGCCUUUGAAGGCGCCACUGCUACAGAUUCAUCCUUCAACACCGGAGGUAGUAUUAGCGUGCUCGGCUUCAAUGUUGUUGUCCCCAAGAAUCUCCAGGUCACCUUCCCAGCCACCUUUAUCCCAUGGAAAGAUUUCGUCGCAGACCAGGGGAAGUUUGCGGGCUACGAGGUCACCGUUGAUGGCAACUUGGUAAAUAAUGUCCCCAUAGCGGGCAUGAUCUCGGUCAGCCAGUUCUCCGUCCAGGGCGGCCAAGGCGUCAUCGAUAAGAUCAACGCCGACGGCACCAUGUCGCUCCAGGGCGGGCCCAAGCUGCGCAUCAACGACCCCAAGGGAGUCUACGGCCUGCCCUACGCCGACGACCCGUUCUUCACCUCGGACGGCGAGAACCCGAGCAUAUCCGCCUUCUCGGGCUUCCCGAUGUGCGUCCCCCGCAGCUCGAGCGACCCCCUGUGCCCGGCGACCCAGCGCCCGCUCCUCACGGGCAACACCAGACAGGGAUCCUUCCUGGCACCCGACGCUCUGGUCAUGGCCCCUUUUAUGGCUGGUGACUUUAUUGAGUACAGCGGCUUCAAACGCGGCGACAUUAUCUACGCGACGGAAAUCGUGGCCACCAACGUGCAGAUAACCACAGACCCCAACAGGGGCGACCCAACCUACAUCCGCAUGGAGGAUGCCAUCAUGGGCGUCUUUACCGCGGACCCUGCGGCCGAGGUUGGCCAGGUCAAGUUCAUCGGCUACACCUCGUUCCCGUCGGCCAACAUCGCCUUCACAGCCAUGGACAUCAACGUGUGCACGGGCGAGGUGACGACGACACGCCUGGUUGGCACGACGGCCACCAUCGCGGGUGCGGCGCGCAACAAGUUCGAUUUCCGCCUCAAGGCCGCGACGUCGCCCGUCAAGUACACGCGCGAGUACCUCGUCACUCUCGACAACCCCGUCAAGGUCACGCGCAACAGCCUCAAGGCCGGCCAGUACGUCGCCCCCAUCGGCGAGUGGAUCCAGCCCGAGGUCUCGACGCCCGGCUCGCCCGCUCCGGCCCACCAGUUCCGCGACAUGGACUUUUUGUCACGCGGGCUCGGCUUCGACGGCACCAACAUCUGGGGCCCGCUGUCGCCCUUCCCGCAGAGCGGCGUCACUGUCUUCGACCCAGCCUCGUGCCCGCCGCCCGUGACCGCGCCGACCGGCACUCCUGUGCCGACGUCGACGUCGACCACGGCCGCCCCGACAGCGUCGUCGACGGUCGUCCCCGACGCCGUCUCGUUCGUCGCGCUGACCUGGGCGUCGAGCCAGGGCGGCACGCUGACUGCCACGUGCCGGUCGGCGCCAGGCAGGGCCGGCGCCCCGCGCGCCUCGUCCAUGUCGCUGCAGUACUCAAACCGCGACGGAUCCUUCCAGCAGAGCAUGACGGCCGUGGCGGGCAGCGCGGGUGACUUUACAUUUUCGUCGCGUAGCGUCCGCCAGCCGUCAGGCAAUGUUCGCUGUGUGAGCGACCUGGGCGGCAGCGCGACGAGGACGCUGUAA
Molecule: messenger RNA, 1617 nt
Organism: Gaeumannomyces tritici R3-111a-1
Lineage: Eukaryota; Fungi; Ascomycota; Sordariomycetes; Magnaporthales; Magnaporthaceae
Exons: 5
Coding region: 1-1617 (538 amino acids)
Source: RefSeq, a predicted model, not a curated record